CCGCCCCCUCCCGCGAGGACCGGAAGUGCCAUUUGGACCCGACUGCCCGAGCGGAAGGCAAGAGAGAGAGAGGCCUAAGUGGCUGUUGAGCGUCGUGUGGAAGGCGGAUGAGGCCUGAGAGGCCGCAGCGGGACCCGGAUUUUGCUCAUGGAUGAGUUGGUGCAUGAUUUGGCCUCAGCCCUUGAGCAGACAUCUGAACAGAACAAGCUGGAUGAGUUGUGGGAAGAAAUGACUCUCAGCCCAAGGCAGCAGCGUCGACAGCUUCGCAAGAGGCGAGGACGCAAGCGACGCUCAGAUCUUACACACCAAGCAGAGCAUGCUUGUUGUUACAGUGGUGCCUCAGAAUCUAGUCUGGAUGAAGUUGUGGAGGAUUGUCGGGAGGUGCUGACUGCCAACUUCAGUGACUCAGAUGACAUGGCAGGAUCCAAACGUCAUCCGGCUCUCAGUGCGACUCUCAGGAGUAAGCCACACUCAUGGCAUGAGUCAGACUCAUUCACCGAGAACGCACCUUGCCGACCAUUGAGGCGCCGUCGAAAAGUUAAGCGUGUGACAUCAGAAGUGGCUGCUAGCCUUCAGCAAAAACUCAGAGUGUCAGAAUGGAGUUAUGAAAAGGGCUGCAGGUUCAAGUCUGCUAAGAAGCAGCGACUGUCCCGUUGGAAGGAAAAUGCUCCCUGGACUUCAUCUAGUCGAGGACUGUGUGAAUCGGCAGACAGCAGGGCCUUCCUCAACAAAGGGGUUAGGAAUGAGAGAAUGGAGUGUGAAGCAGAUGAACAGAAGCAAGGCUCUGAUGAAAACAUGUCUGAAUGUGAAACCAGCAGUGUAUGUAGCAGCAGCGACACUGGUCUUUUUACCAAUGAUGAGGGCCGCCAAGGUGAUGAUGAGCAGAGUGAUUGGUUCUAUGAGGGAGAGUGUGUCUCAGGAUUCACAGUCCCUAAUCUUUUGCCCAAAUGGGGAACUGACCGCCAGUCUGAUAUGGAACACAUGGACUCCAACCUAGAUAAAAUCUCAGAUCCAACAUUCCUUCUGCCCUCCCGACCUGCUACGAGAGGAUUUCAUGCCCGCUUGAACCGCCUGCCCAGUGUUGCAACUCGUUGUCUUAGGAAGGGACGAAGGAGGCUGGUUAGCAAGGAGACCAUCAUGAGUGCUAUGGGCACUGAGAGAAUUAGCCACAUCAUUGGUGAUUCCUGCCAAAAAGAUUUCUGGUUGCCAUCAAUGGGAAUGAGAGAUCGCAACCAGUUCAAUCCACUAUCUCCCUUGUAUUCUUUGGAUGUUCUUGCUGAUGCGUCCCACCGAAGGUGCUCUCCAGCACACUGCAUAGCCAGGCAGACUAAUAUACAUCUGGGACCUCCAUGCUCAAGGGACAUAAAGAGGAAACGAAAACCAGUAAUGGCAACAGCCUCUCUUUCCAGUCCAACCUCAGCUGCUUUAUCCAUCCACAGAGAUGCAUCAGAAACUGGCCCGCCAGCAUCACACUCUCAGAGGCACCAGAACUGACCGGAUGUGCAGAAUCCAUUCACCAGGGAGAAGCCCCAUCGGCUCCUACCUGAGGCAGCUGUUUUUUUAAAAAAUGCCCCAGAUAUGAUCCUUGACUGCAUCAGAGGGAGGCAGCUCUUUCUCUUAACAGCUUGUGGGCCUUUUGAUAUGUUGGACUGCAGACUGUCAGAAUGUUCAUCAAACAUCUUGGCUGGAAAUAACUAUCUCUCUCGUGGUAGCAUGUGAUCCAUUUUAUUCCACACUUCCCACGAUUUGUGUCUAUAACUCCAUGUAAAAUUGUAUAAUUGUUGCUGGGGUUUCCAUACUUACUAAUGUUUCUGCUGUUGCUGUACAAGUAAGUAUCUGUUAUGCACUCUCAUUUUCAGACCCAGCAGCUGCUGCCUGUGCGUGUGCAAAUGUUAUUGGCUAUUGCAAAUGCCCGUCUUUGUUGUAAACCUCUUUAUUCCUCAGACAUAUCAGAUGUUGUAGAGUCAUGUGUUUAACAGGAGGAGUUCUAAUUGCAGUAUAUAUUGAGAGGCAGAACUGCUGUCUGUGGCAAGAGUAACUGCUGAAAACAGUCUAGAAGGCAUCCCUCAUUACAGGGGAGAAUAGCAAAGGGUACGCUUUAUAUGAACUAGGUACCUUGACUAUUAUAUUAGGAAUACUCCCAGAGGCUACUUGUUUGUCAGCUUUUUGAGCAGAUAUAUUCCCUUCCAGGCUGUUCUUUAUGUAGUAUUAUCCUUUCACGUUUUUCCUCUUGUACUACUGCUGUAACCUGAUAGUGGUCCUAAAUUAAGGCUUCUUUUCUAUCCGCCUAUCUUUUCCUGUGUCCACAAGCCAGUAGAACCAUACAUUAGCAGAGUAAAUAUGUCUUUUCAGGAGGCUUUGCAGUAUAUAAUCCUGAAUGCAAAUAACAAUGAAAUGGGCUACUAGCUAAAAGCGAUUUUGUUUUGAAAGCUGCUGUAAAAAUCCAGCCAAGACAUUUACCUAGGUCCUAUGUUGCCAUUCUCACAGUUUGUGUUUAUAUAUAUAUAUGUAUAUAUAAUAUGUCAUUUCAGGGUGGACUUUAUGCAGGUGGCAUCCACUUAUUCUAGGACCCAUAGACCUUCUUGGGUCUGUGGGCAUAUCUGGAUUUUUACGUGUUUUAGGGCCAUGUUCUAUAAGCCAGAGAAAGUGACAGUUUUGAUCAAGAGCAAAAACUCAAAGGAUCCAUUCCAAUUCUAUUCUCUUUCCCACAUCUGGCCAGCUUUGUCCAUUGGCGUCAAAAUGCCUGUGAUUGCCCAAACUUACUGUUGCAUGCAAACAAUGUAAAAAUCUCCUUUCUUAGUAAAUAGUAAUAGCUUUAUAUCCCUCCCCCAUCUCCCUAAAGCAGUGGUUCUCAUCCUGUGGGUCCCCAGAUGUUUUGGCCUUCAGUUCCCAGAAAUCCUAACAGCUGGUAAGCUAGCUGGAAUAUCUGGGAGUUGUAGGCCAAAACACCUGGGGACCCACUGGUUGAGAACCACUGCCGUAAAGGGACUCGGGUCGGCUUACAAGGCAACAAUAGUGCAACACAGAGCAUAUAAAAUACAACAAAAAGUAAAUACUUUCUGUGUAUUUUUCAAAUUUCAUUAUUAAUGUCAAAAUAUGUAGGAUUUGUGCUACUUUAGAACAGAAUAAAAAAACCCCAAUAUAACAGAAAAUAACAGCAUAUAAUGAUUGACAUAAAAUACAUCAAUCAAAAUGAAAUAACCCAUAAAAGCACAACAAUGAAUUAUAAGAAAAAGCGAGCUGUACAAACCAAGGUUAGCAUCUCAGGCCCAAAACAGAUUAAAAAUACCAGCAUUAAAAGGUCAGGGUAAAACUUCAUUCUAUUUAGAUGAUGCAUUAGCCAUUAUCAAAGGCAACUAUUAUCAAUAGCCAUGUCUUCAGCUGCCUCCAAAAGGGUUGAAUUGUGGGGGCUUGCCUGAUCUCCCUGGGGAGGGUGUUCCAAAGCCAGGGGGCCACAACUGAGGAGGCCCUCUCUCUCCUCCCCACCAACCAUGCAGAUCUUGGAGCCCAUGCAGGGUUCAGAGGUGGGGUGGGGGUGGGGAAAUGCAGUCACGUAGAUAGGCUGGACCCAAACCAUGUAGGGCUUUGUUGGUAAUAACCUGCACUUUGAAUUGGGACCUUAUCAAUGUGUAUAGAGAAAGAUAUACAUUCUGUUCAGUGUUCUCCCCUUCUCUGUGUGGAAUGGUGCGUUUUCCCUACAACCUUUUCCUUCUCAUUCUUCAAUAUAUGUGAGCAGGUUUGCAAAAUAGUUCAAGUUCCUAGGUAUCAGCAUCAUAUUUUGGAAGCCUGGAAAACUGUUCACUCAUUUUAUAUUUCUAAUGCAACUAGUAAUGCUUUUAAAAACAAAUUACUUCAUUUGAAGCUUCCCUUGACAUUUCAUUUUCACAAUAUGUACCUGGGCGUCUGUUCAGAAUUACAUCUUCAAUUGGAUCCAAUUCUCCGAGGGGCACUUUACAGUACAAGGCCAGAGUGCAUGGAAUCACAACUUGCUUUUGUGCAUCUGGAAUCUAGUCAUUGGAAGCAAAUAGGUGCUGCUUAGAUAUAGACAAGUGGUUUGUAUGUUUCAUCUGCUUGUAUAAUGCUUUGAUCUCUUUGCCUUAACUCAUGACAAUUAUAUGUGUAUGUGAUGGGCAUAAGAAACUGUAUUAACCGUAUACAAUAAUGUUUAAAUGGUAACCUUGGACAGCAUUACCCAUGCAGUGAUAUGGGUCUAUUAGAGCAACUCAUACAUGCCUUACUGCUACAGUAUUGUUGGUGAUCCUAUUCCUGUUUCAGAAUGCCAAUUAUGUAUUCCAAGCACAGCUCAGAUCUUUGUAUGUUGACUUCUCCUGUGCUCUUAGCAUUUCUUAAAAUUGCCUGGGUAAGAAAAUUUGUUUUUAAUCCGCUAUAAAGUAUAUAAAAGCCAAGGGUUUGAUUGAAUGAUUGGUGAAGAUUUUAAGGACCCUGAAAAGAGCCACCAUCACAACUCUGUUGCUUUCAGUGAGUGUGCACCACUGAUUUUACUACCCCAGUCGGCUUAUAUUGCAUUUUGGGCAAUGGCCUGUGUCCUGAAGAUUUUAUUAAGCUUUUCCUUUACAAAAAGAAAAGAAAAAGUAUUUCCAGAAUACAGAGCAGAUAAAUGUCGAACUAUUGCAAUGAGUUUUAUAUCAAAUACUCUAUUAACCGAGCUUGGUAAAGUGGUAGUGGAUUUAGUUUCACUUGUUGCGUAUUUUGUUUGCAGUUUUCUCAGAUCGUUGAAUCAGGUUGUGUAUCCCUUAUCUGGAAUUCCAAAAUUUUGUGAACAACAUAUAUGUACCUGUAUUGUACUUGUGUGGCUAAAGGAAGAUGUGACAGGAAAGAAUCAUAAGGAUCUGUGAAAUGAUGGGAAUCCAUACCUCCAUACCAUAGCCUUGUCUUUCUUUCGAGCUGAACUAGUGAGCAGAAGUGUUGCAGCCGCUGCCUCAGUUGCUUGAUGGUAUUCAUAAAGAGGCCCAAACUUGCUAAAUGUAUAACAUCAGUGUAAUGUAAAAUACUUUUUGAUAUGCACAACCAUUACUGUACCUAAAAAAUCAGAGGUGUUGUUUAGCAUGACACUUGUGUAACUUGGACUUUGUGAAUCUUGCAAAGAGUAAAUUCGCACUCUAAAGCAGUGGUUCUCAACUAGUGGGUCCCCAGAUGUUUUGGCCUACAACUCCCAGAAAUCCCAGCCAGUUUACCAACUGUUAUGAUUUCUGGGAGUUUCAGACCAAAACAUCUGGGGACCCACAGGUUAAGAACCACUGCUCUAAAGGAAUAUACAUUCUUUUAGUAGAAUAGCCACAAUUCUGUGCCUGGAAUACAUGAAGUCAGUAGUGAAAACUUCAGAUUUGUUAAAUUCUGACUCGGGAUAAAAGGCACUGGGGAUGGUAGGCAACAUAGAAAGAACUAAAAUAAUAGAGGUGCAACCAUUGUUUGAAUAGCACUUGCAACAAUUGCCAAAUUAUUCAAAAAUACUUGUGAUCUCACAGUUGUGGAACCCACAGGACCAUGUAUAUAAAUGGAAAUGUGAUAAA
Messenger RNA from Anolis sagrei ordinatus, 5531 nucleotides. It is a transcript of the gene GPATCH2L, whose product is annotated as G-patch domain containing 2 like. The record is from RefSeq and is a predicted model, not a curated record. Gene Ontology annotation, cellular component: nucleus. NCBI's taxonomy places the organism in Eukaryota, Metazoa, Chordata, Lepidosauria, Squamata, Anolidae.